UACAUUGACAAUGCUUGCACUUGUUGCACCAAGAGAACCAUUUGUUCAGUCACAGGCGUGCAUCAGUGCUAGAAUGCAGCUCAACUUUUCAGCUGAGAUAAAUCUCCCCUCCAGUAUGAUGAUCCAAAAGCAGGACGAUUCAUACAGCGUGCUGAUACCUGGUCUACCAGAAGAUCUGGCAAAGAUAUGUCUUGCUCUUGUCCCUCGGAGCCAUUUCUCUUUCAUGAGUUCUGUGUCAAAGAGUUGGAUGGCAUUCAUCGGCAGCAGGGAGUUCAUCGCUGUUCGAAAGGAAAUUGGGAAGCUUGAGGAAUGGAUUUAUGUCCUGACCACUGGAGCAGGCGAUCAGGGAAGCCGUUGGGAGGUGCUGGGGAGCCUGGAACAGAAGAAGAGGAUACUUCCUCCUAUGCCUGGACCAAAAAAAGCUGGAUUUGGUGUUGUAGUUGUUGAUGGAAAGCUUUUUGUUAUGGCAGGCUAUGCUGCUGACCAUGGGAAAGAAUUUGUUUCUGAUGAGGUCUACUGCUAUGAUGCUUGUCUUAACAGGUGGACAGCACUUGCCAAGAUGAACGUUGCACGAUGCGACUUCGCAUACGCAGAGGUCAAUGGUGUAAUAUAUGCAGCUGGUGGAUUUGGACCUGAUGGUGAUAGCCUGAGCAGCGUUGAAGCAUACAAUCCACCGCAGAACAAAUGGAUACUGAUGCAGAGUCUUCGCAGGCCGAGGUGGGGCUGCUUUGCUUGUGGGCUCAAUGACAAGCUGUACAUCCUGGGUGGCCGUUCAAGCUUCACCAUUGGCAAUUCUCGCUCUGUCGACGUGUAUGACGCUGAUCGGAACGCUUGGGAGGAGAUCAAGAGAGGAUGUGUGAUGGCCACCUCUCAUGCUAUUCUUGAAAAGAGGCUGUUCUGCAUUGAGUGGAAGAAUCAGAGGUCACUUGCAACAUUUAACCCGGCAGACAACUCUUGGGAGAGGAUCCUGGUGCCGCUUACUGGCAGUUCCAGCACCCGAUUCUGCCUCGGGGUGCUCGGCAUGAAGGUCCUGCUAUUCUCACUGGAGGAAGAACCUGGGUAGCAGACACUGAUGUAUGACCCGGCAGCACCAACAGGAUGUGAGUGGCAGACGUCUCAGCUCAAGCCUUCA
Molecule: messenger RNA, 1132 nt
Organism: Panicum virgatum (switchgrass)
Lineage: Eukaryota; Viridiplantae; Streptophyta; Magnoliopsida; Poales; Poaceae
Product: F-box/kelch-repeat protein At1g67480-like
Exons: 2
Coding region: 11-1063 (350 amino acids)
Molecular function (GO): protein binding
Source: RefSeq, a predicted model, not a curated record